GUCAAGGUCCCAAGCCGGAGAGAGAACAGAACGAUGUCCAACAACAUGGCCAAGAUAGCAGAUGCCAGGAAAACAGUUGAACAACUCAAGCUGGAGGUUAACAUUGAGAGGAUGCUGGUGUCCAAGGCGGCUGCAGAGCUGAUGGCGUACUGUGAGACCCAUGCCAAAGAGGACCCCCUGGUCGCCCCUGUGCCCUCCUCCGAGAACCCCUUCAGAGAGAAGAAGAUCUUCUGUGCCAUCAUCUGA
This is a messenger RNA of Engraulis encrasicolus (European anchovy), 246 nucleotides long. RefSeq names its product guanine nucleotide binding protein (G protein), gamma 8 (gene gng8). The record is from RefSeq and is a predicted model, not a curated record. Gene Ontology annotation, cellular component: heterotrimeric G-protein complex. Lineage: Eukaryota; Metazoa; Chordata; Actinopteri; Clupeiformes; Engraulidae. Bases 34 to 246 code for a protein of 70 amino acids. Gene Ontology annotation, biological process: G protein-coupled receptor signaling pathway. The transcript is spliced from 2 exons. Gene Ontology annotation, molecular function: G-protein beta-subunit binding.